Molecule: messenger RNA, 1894 nt
Organism: Acanthoscelides obtectus
Lineage: Eukaryota; Metazoa; Arthropoda; Insecta; Coleoptera; Chrysomelidae
Source: the annotation of a GenBank genome assembly
CGUACGCGAGCUUCAACAAACUUAACCUAAAUUUAACGGACAAUAAGAAUGACAGAUGAAGUUGACAAGGAACUUCAUUUCCGCUUGCAACGUUGACAAGCUGCUUCAGUAAAUUUUUGCAGAUCAAUCAUGAUCAUUGAUAGAUUGAUAUCUCUCAUCUCCAUUUUUAACUGACAAUAGGACAAUACUGUCAUUUUGUUAUUUAGGUCAUGGACAAAUAAAUAUUUUGAUUUGUUUGUAAUGUUAAUUUUACCAAAAUGCUAAUUAAUCCUACAAUGUUGGAACAAUUAUUCUGCCGAAAAUACUCCACGGACAUACUAAAAUUUGUUCCGAAACAUAAACCAGCGCUUGACAGAGAUGUGGAUGUCUUAAAAGAAUUCAUUCAAAAAUCUAAUAAGAUAGCCGUUCUAACUGGAGCUGGAAUCUCAACGGAAUCUGGUAUUCCAGAUUAUCGUUCAGAAGAGGUAGGUCUGUACGCUCGCACAAAUCACAAACCAGUUCAGUACAUGGAGUUCCUAAAAUCCGCCCAGGUUCGUCGUAGAUACUGGGCAAGAAACUAUGUUGGAUGGUACACAUUUUCUCAAAGGCAACCCAAUCAAGUCCAUUACUCUAUUAGGAAUUUAGAACAUGUUCACAAUAAGGUGUCUAGUGUUAUAACACAAAAUGUAGAUGGGCUGCAUUUCAAGGCAGGUAGUAGUAAUGUUAUAGAACUACAUGGCACAGCUUUUAGGGUGAUAUGUUUGCAGUGUAGGGCUGAAUAUGAUAGAUUCUAUAUUCAAGAUAAUUUGAGAGACAUGAAUCCUCAUAUGGUAGAGGUCAUUAACAUGAUUAGACCAGAUGGAGAUGUAGAAAUUCCACAGGAGACUGUAGAGGGAUUCCAACCACCCACUUGUGAAUCUUGUGGUGGUGUUCUAAAACCAGACAUCAUCUUCUUUGGGGACAAUGUUCCUACAGCUAGAGUGGAAGCAGUAAAAGAUACUGUGAGCCAUAGUGAUUCAUUAUUGGUAUUAGGAUCUAGCCUGACAGUGUUUUCUAGUUAUAGGAUAGUAUUGCAAGCUUUAGAAGAAGAUAAAAAUAUAGCUAUUGUAAAUAUUGGGGCAACAAGGGCUGACAACGCUGUGAAGAUAAAAAUAUCAGCUAGGUGUGGUGAUAUUUUACCUAAAAUAUGUUGAUUUUCAACUCUCCAUGUAGUAGUCGACCAGUGUAAUUAUUGUUUUUAUUUGGCAAAAAUAUACAUAAGUUCCUGAUCCAAUACCACUAUUCAUGUUGAAAAUUAGAAGAUUUUUUGCAAAUAUAGAACUAUCUUCUAGAAGUAAUUACCGUUAUUUGGUUUCUUUAGUUUUCAACAUUACAAGAUACGUUCAAAAAAUUAUUACAGCCAUUAAAAAAAAUACCCUGUUCCAUUUAAUCUCCUACAUUUUACUUAGAUGACCACAGAAUAAAAUACAAUUUAUAGUGAUAUUAUUUAUUGUUAUGAAAAAGUAUAAAAUUAUAUUAAAACAGAAACAGAAUUUCAUCAAGUAUAAGUUUAUUUUCCAGUAUUUGGCUUCCUGCAACCAAAAAAGAUUGUUUCUGAUAAAAUAUUUUGUUGUAAAUCCAUCUGCUUCAACUGUUGUUAUCAGCGUUACUGGCAAAUUGAUUAUCAAUACCUAACUACAAAACUUUAAGUAUAUCAGUCAAUGCAGUGGUUGAUGUUUUAUAUUUAAUAUAAUAUUCUAUAGUAAUUCUAUACUAAAAUAUAGUGUUAAAUGAAUAGAAAUAUAUCACAAUAGAUUAUUUAGUGAUCAAUGAAAAAUUUAUUAUGACAACUUUAAGAAUCAUCUCGACCCAAAAUUCAUAGUCAGUGUAGAUUUUAGGGCUGUGAUAGAUAGCUGUCAAUUCUUCAAUAAUGAUG